AUGCCUAGCGGAAGCAAAGGGCUCAUGUUCCUGUCCCCCGUAACCACCCUUGAAAAUACUUCCAUGGCCGCCUCAGCACCGGCUGUACUUAAGAAGCUCUUAUUCCAUUCCCUAUCACCACCGCCACCCAUAUUCCACCUCCUCCGCCGCCUCUCUGUUAACAAUUUCACCACUACCACUACUUCUAUUCCAACCCAAACUUUGAACAGCAACAAAAAGAAGAGAGAGAAGCAAAAGCGGCGUAAUAGUCAAACAGCGGCGGCGGCGGAAUCUCUGGUGAAAAGGAGGACCCGUUCGGAUAAGGAGUUCGAUGAGGAGAGUGUUUUGCGGUUUGGGGAUAGUGCUACCCACAUACCCGUUAUGCUCGGUGAAGUCUUGGAGGUUUUCGCUUCCCGUACGGUCCUUUCAUUUGUAGAUUGUACCCUUGGUGCUGCCGGACAUUCUUCCGCGAUAAUUCAGGCCCAUCCAGAAAUUCAGUUGUUUGUUGGGCUGGAUGUUGAUCCUGUUGCACAUGAGAAAGCUCAAGCUCGGAUCAAAGCAAUGUUGCAUGGGAAUUCUUUUGGUUCAACUCCAGAUUUGGGAGCUCAUAUCCUUUUGAGAAAUUUUAAGGAUAUCAAGUCUGUGCUUUGUGAGGUUGAUGAAAAAAUGGUAGUUCCUGGAGCUGAUGGUGUGUUGAUGGACCUGGGAAUGUCAUCCAUGCAGGAAAAAUCAAUGGUGAACUAAAAAUAAGUUUUUAUAAAAUUAAUGCAGAUCAAAAUUUUUAAAAAAAAGCAGUGUCAAAUUUGGCCACAUGACCUUUGGUUUCUUUGGCUGUGCCUUCCUUUCCUAAGUUGUUCAAUUCUCAAAAAGAUCCAAAUUAUGGUUAUCAUAAUCAUAUUUUUUGUCAGCCAUGUGAUUUCACGAAAGCCUCCGAUCAAACCAUAAUCAUUUUUUUAGUUUAGACUAUCAAUUCAAAAUUCAGUAUCACACUGUCCAAUGUUGCUAAGAAUUUCAAUUUUCAUUGGAACAAAAAACUUUCGAAAAAGCUUUUAAUUCAAAACUCACGAAAGAGUUCAAAAAACAAGUUGAAUAGACUAAAUUUAGAAAUUUUUUUUUGUAGCACUUAUUAUAAAAUAACAACAGUGUCUAAUUCAGCGACUCUAAUUGGUGGUUUCUUUAGUGCCUCCCUUCUUUUGUUGAACCUUUUUGUUGUCAGCAACAUCCAAAUCAUUUUCAUGACCAUUGCCCCUUUUAUAUGCCAUAGGAUUUUCCCAGAGUUUCUGAGUAGCCAAAUCAUAGAAUCAUUGGAUCUUUGAAUUUCAUUUAUCUCCGGAAAAUAGAAACCCAAU
Molecule: messenger RNA, 1328 nt
Organism: Ilex paraguariensis (yerba mate)
Lineage: Eukaryota; Viridiplantae; Streptophyta; Magnoliopsida; Aquifoliales; Aquifoliaceae
Source: the annotation of a GenBank genome assembly